Molecule: messenger RNA, 333 nt
Organism: Phytomonas sp. Hart1
Lineage: Eukaryota; Euglenozoa; Kinetoplastea; Trypanosomatida; Trypanosomatidae
Source: the annotation of a GenBank genome assembly
AUGCUCAAAAUGAUCCCAUUUCCGUAUAUAAAUAAAUUCGUAUACCCUAUACAAACUAGGCAAAACUCUGUUGAGCCCACUGUAUUUCAGAGUGCAUAUCACAUAGCAACAUUUGGAAAAAGAACAAGGGAACUACAAAUAUGUACAUCAACACAUACAUCCUUUUGUCAAAAAAUGCGCGCCUCUUUCAGGUGGAAGGGAAGGUUAGAACCAGUGAAUUCGGUUAAGACUAAAUCGAGAGAAGGUUUUGCCAAAAGCUUUUCCACUUUUCAAAAACAGACACCAAGGGGUAAAGUAUCCCCUCACUCUAGAGGCAUGGUAAGAGUGUUGUAA